AUGGAACGGGCAGUCCACAAUUUAGAGCUAGUUCUGGAGAACGGAGUCGAAGGCCAGUCUGAAAUGAUAAUAGAUGUACUUAAAGACCUUGUACAGGCGUCUUUAAGAAGUACAGAUGAGGAAAUCGCAAACUAUGAACUGGAUGAAAUGUUAAUGGAAUCCUUGGAUAAAACAUCGUAUGAAGAACACAGAGAGCUUGUGGAGAUGCUUCCAGACCUCAUUUCAUGUAUGAGAGAUCCGAGAAACAUAGUCCCUGCAAUAGAAAAAUACUUUGACCCAAAGUGCGACUUUUCGAUAGAUGCUGCCAAAGUAAUGUUUGUGAUGAAAAGAGAUUUCGGGUUUGAAUUCGAUGGUUUUUUGAGCACGCUUUUUGAUUGUGUGAGUCCUAAAAAUAUCGAGAAGGAUAUAGAAAGGAAAUUGCUGUUUAUUUUAAUGGUAUUGGGGGAUAACUCCGUUCCAUUGGCUGUGGCCAAGGCCUUCAUCAAGAAGCUAUGCAGUAUUUCCCUGCAAAUGAAGUCUUCUCACUGUCACAAGAUACUCUGGGCAGUGUUAUGGAUCAUGAGAUUCCAUCCAAUGGCAUAUAUAAUGGCAAGAGAAGAUGGCUUCAGAAAGGAUCUCGAAUGGGCUGAAUCCAUUACAAUGGAUAAGUUCCAGCCAUAUCUUUUUGAGCUUGAUAUAUUGAGUGAAUCCCUAGAGGGAAUCAAAAAGAUUGUUAAUCUGAUAAGACGGGAGGCUGGGGAUGCCAAAAGCAGGCCAAGGUUGCUAUCCUUGAGUAAUAUUACAUUUCCAAGAUUAGAGAUUUAG
Molecule: messenger RNA, 804 nt
Organism: Encephalitozoon hellem ATCC 50504
Lineage: Eukaryota; Fungi; Microsporidia; Unikaryonidae
Exons: 1
Coding region: 1-804 (267 amino acids)
Source: RefSeq, a predicted model, not a curated record